Messenger RNA from Tetrahymena thermophila SB210, 432 nucleotides. RefSeq lists its product as hypothetical. The transcript has a single exon. NCBI's taxonomy places the organism in Eukaryota, Ciliophora, Oligohymenophorea, Hymenostomatida, Tetrahymenidae. The record is from RefSeq and is a predicted model, not a curated record.
AUGUCAAACAUUGAUAAAAUCUCAAAAGAAUUAGAAGCUCAUAAGAACGCAAUAGUUGAUGAUAGAUAAUUAGAAGAAGAAGAGGAAUAGAGAAGAAAGAAAAAUUAAGAAUUAAUGGAUAGAUUUAAUGCAAUUAAUGAUUCUCUUAAGUUUGAUGAGAAUCUUUUGAAACCAUCUGCAUUCGAACUUAAAUUCAAAUAAGACUAGGAAGCAGGUAAAAGUAGUAAGUUAGAUGAUCUCGAUCUAGAAUUUAAAUAAACGUUUGCUAAAAUGGGAGAACUUAUUUUUAAUUCUGGUCUUUUUAACUAACUUCAAAAUCAUUAUUAGGAAGAUGAGGAAAAUUAAUAGUAAAAAUAAAUAGAAGAUGACGAAAGUGAUGAAAAGGAUUAAAUUGAAUAACAAGUAAAUAAAGAAUAAUAAUAAGAAAAAUGA